Molecule: messenger RNA, 1632 nt
Organism: Scomber japonicus (chub mackerel)
Lineage: Eukaryota; Metazoa; Chordata; Actinopteri; Scombriformes; Scombridae
Product: organic cation/carnitine transporter 2-like
Exons: 11
Coding region: 1-1632 (543 amino acids)
Biological process (GO): transmembrane transport
Cellular component (GO): membrane
Molecular function (GO): transmembrane transporter activity
Source: RefSeq, a predicted model, not a curated record
AUGAAGGAUUAUGAUGAAACCACAGCCUUCCUGGGUCAUUGGGGACAUUUCCAGCAGGCUGUCUUCUUUCUGCUCUGUGCCAGCACUAUCCCCAAUGGACUCGGAGUGUUAUCCAUCGUCUUUGUGGCUGCCAUUCCCAGUCACCACUGCACGGUUCCUGAAGUCAACCUGACUCAAGCUUGGCAUAAUGCCACCAUACCAAUACAGGUGGUGAAUGGGAAACAGGAGCGGAGCAAAUGCAGCAGAUACAGGCUGGAUGUGGUCCGAAAUCUUUCUGCUCAGGGAUUCAUUCCUGGUAAGGACAUCAACCUCACUGACCUGGAGCAGGAGAGCUGUCUGGAUGGAUGGAGCUACAGCACUGCCAUCUACCAAUCCACCAUAGUUUCUGAGUUUGACCUGGUGUGCAGUGAACAGUGGAAGCAGCCGUUCACCUCCACACUUUACUUCAUUGGAGUUCUUGUUGGAUCCUUCUUCUCAGGACAGCUCUCAGAUCGAUUUGGAAGGAAGCCUGUAUUUUUCGCAACCAUGGCAGUACAGACCAUUUUCUCCUUUGUUCAAGUUUUCUCUCCUUCAUGGACGGUAUUCUCCAUCUUCCUCUUCUUCAGUGGUUUGGGACAGAUUGCCAACUAUAUUGCUGCUUUUGUCCUAGGUACAGAGAUCUUGACGGGCAAUGUGCGGGUCCUGUACUCAUCCCUGGGUGUGUGCCUGUGUUUUGCCAUUGGCUACAUGAUGCUGCCACUCUUUGCUUACUUUUUAAGGGACUGGAGAUCUCUCCUGAUGGCUGUCGCUCUGCCUGGACUGCUCUACAUCCCCCUCUGGUGGCUCAUCCCAGAGUCUCCUCGGUGGCUGCUCUCUCAGGGGAAGGUGGAGGAGGCUGAGGCCAUAUUGAGAAAUGCUGCAAAGAAGAACAAAGUUGAGGCUCCACAGGUCAUCUUUGAGGAAUACCAUGUAAAGAGACACCACAGUGUCUUGGACCUAAUAAGGACCAGCAACGUCAGGGCCACAACACUGAUUCUCUGCCUGGUGUGGUUCACUCUGAGUACUGGCUAUUUUGGCCUGUCUCUGAACACAUCACAACUCAGUGCUGACCCCUAUAUCAGCUGUUUCCUCUCUGCAGCUGUGGAGGUGCCUGCAUACCUUUCCAGCUGGCUGGCACUGCGAUAUUUUUCACGACGACUGUCUGCUAGUUGUACAGUUUUCCUGGGAGGAGUAGCUCUGUACUUCAUUCAGCUGGUGCCUGAAACUUUACCAGCGUUGUCUGUUGCACUGGAAAUGGUAGGUAAAUUUGGCUUUACUUGUGGGACAGCCAUGAUGUUUGCCUACACAGCAGAGCUUUACCCAACAGUGCUGAGAAACACUGCAACAGGGACAUGCACUACAUUUUCCAGAGUGGGCAGCUGCACUGCACCUUUUUUGCUACAGCUGAGUACAUACUUUAAGUAUCUGCCUUAUAUUAUUUUGGGGACUCUGGCUAUUGCAUCUUCCUCUGCCACUCUCUUCCUACCAGAGAGCUAUGGACGACCUCUUCCUGAAACUAUUGAACAGAUGCAUAAGAGAGAAAGGAUGAAGUGUCCCUGCUUCACUCAAAAAGAAACACCAAAAGCUGUGGUGCUUUACGAAAGUCAACUGUAG